AUGUUGGGCCUUCCUGAGAAUCCAAUUUUGUCUGCUGUCAGCUGUGCCAGCCCAUUGAGAGUUGGACGUAGCUGCAGAGACAUACAACAAAAAUAUAAUGUUCAUGAGGAUGGUUUGUACAACCUCACUACGGCCACUGGACUGGUGUACCAGGCCUACUGUGACAUGACCACAGCAGGCGGUGGAUGGACACUGGUAGCCAGUGUGCAUGAGAACAACAUUCAUGGGAAGUGCACUGUAGGUGACCGAUGGACAAGCGAGCACGGUAGCAAUCGCAACCGCCCUGCUGGAGAGGGCAACUGGAACAACCAGAAUACCUUUGGAACUGCAGAGCGUGCCACUUAUGAUGACUACAAGAACCCUGGCUACUAUGACAUCAUAGCUGAGGAUGUGUCCGUCUGGCAUGUUCCCAACAAUACUCCACCAAAGAGCUGGACCGGUGCUUCCUUCCUGAGAUACCACACAGAGACACACAUUCUUACAAGCAAUGGAGGAAACCUACACCAACUUUUCACGCGUUAUCCUCCGAUAUAUAACAUUGGACGGUGCAGGAGGAACAAUAAUGGACCAACCAGUCCCGUGGUGUAUGAUCUUGGCAGUGCUUACUCCACAAACAUGUUAUAUGGCCCAAGGUCUAGAAGGGAAUUCAUUCCUGGCUUCAUCGCCUUCAGUGUUUUCAACUUGGAAAGGGCAGCAAUGGCCAUGUGCUCUGGAGUGAAACCCAAUAAUGGCUGCCAGACUGAUGCUUACUGCAUUGGAGGUGGAGGACACUUCCCUGAACGCGCUCCUCGCCAAUGUGGAGACUUUGUCUCCUUUGCUUGGGAUGGUUAUGGAACACACAGGGGAUGGAGUGUAUCCAGGCAGAUGCUUGAGGCCGCAGUGCUCAUCUUCUACCGCUGACCUGAUGAUGGCGCCUGAAGGCCUAAAGGCCUUUGCUUUGUGUCAGUGUCUGCACUUGCAAAUGGGAAGUCGCAUGUCUACGACACUGAUUUUAAGCCUCCUUCACUGAUGUCUGCUUGACUAUAUGAUAUGAUAUAAUAAUUGUUCACUUCUAGUUCUGCUGCAUUGUGUUUGUUCCACUGCUGCAGUCUUUUAGUGAUCUUAUGUGGUUCUCUUCUCUUUGCACUGUUACGCUUUUAUGGGACGCUUUGUUUGCUUUGUUUGCUUAAUUCUGUGAGU
This is a messenger RNA of Engraulis encrasicolus (European anchovy), 1179 nucleotides long. Its product is annotated as intelectin-like. Bases 1 to 900 code for a protein of 299 amino acids. The record is from RefSeq and is a predicted model, not a curated record. NCBI's taxonomy places the organism in Eukaryota, Metazoa, Chordata, Actinopteri, Clupeiformes, Engraulidae. The transcript has 6 exons. Gene Ontology annotation, molecular function: oligosaccharide binding.